Molecule: messenger RNA, 800 nt
Organism: Cetraspora pellucida
Lineage: Eukaryota; Fungi; Glomeromycota; Glomeromycetes; Diversisporales; Gigasporaceae
Source: the annotation of a GenBank genome assembly
CUGAAAUUAACAAGCUUAGUGAAAAAUUACAGAAUAAAUACAUAAAACAAAUGAAGGCUUUUGAUCAGAAAAGAAAGGAGUGGAAUCGGGAUUCAUUACGAAAUAAUACUGAGAUCCAAAAAUUACACAUCCAUACUUUGCAGGUCAUUAAUGAACAUAAGCAACUACAAAAUGAAAAUACUAAUCUUAUUUCUCAUAAUGCACAAAAGGAUAUUUUUAUUGCUGAAUCCAAGGCUGAGAAUGUUACAAAAUCCAAGAAAAUUAAAUCACUCGAGUUUAUGAUCAAGAUAUUGGAAAGUAAGUUGUCUUCAGCCCAGAAAGAUGUGAUUUCGAUUCAAAGUGACUCAUCGAAAAAAGAAUCUGAGAUUUUAUCUCUCAAGUCUAAAAUAGUUGAAGUAGAAUAUGAGUUAGCUUCGAAAGUUAGUAAACUUGAGUAUCUGAAAUCAAAGGCUAUAUCAAACCCCAUACUUGGUAGAAAUGAUGAAAAAAAUAUGACCAAGUCUGAUGAUAUAUCUGCAGUUAUUAAACCUAGCAAAAAUCUCAGACAAUAUUUUGUAUACAUAAAAAGUAUGGAUCAAGCUAAAAAAAUCGAUAAUGAUAUCUCAGCACAAACUAGCACUUUUGGUACUUGCUUCAUUAAUGAUGAGAUUACCAAACUACCAAAAAUUGAUAUAGAGGUUAAUUCUGAAGUAAAGGAUAGAACUAGCAUUAGUGAAACUAACAAGGAUGAUAUACUAAAUAUAUCGAUAAAACCCAAUACAUCACAGAUUAUAUCUGAAAAUACACACAUGGGAAUUUGA